Molecule: messenger RNA, 840 nt
Organism: Phanerochaete carnosa HHB-10118-sp
Lineage: Eukaryota; Fungi; Basidiomycota; Agaricomycetes; Polyporales; Phanerochaetaceae
Exons: 2
Coding region: 1-840 (279 amino acids)
Source: RefSeq, a predicted model, not a curated record
AUGCCACUAACAAAGGAGUAUCGUGCGUGGUGUAACAAAUCAUUCACCCCCUUCGGCAAGCUUCCCCUCGAGCUAUACCGCGACAUCCGGGACCUCGCGGCGGACUUUGAUGACAAAACUAUAGUCUCAAAGUUCUCUCUGGUCUCGCAAGCCUGGUCUCAACAGUGCCGCCCUCGUCUCUUCGGUACCCUCAGGAUAAAUGGCGAAGAGGACUGCCGUAUUCUCUACGAUAUAGUGCGAUCUCCAUUGUCAGGUUGGCUUGCGUAUCACGUUGGUACGUUGUACUUCGAUAACUCUUGGUUCCCUGGCCAUCCAUUCUGGAUGAUACUCGCUCGCCUCUUGCCAGCGUGCCAUACCAUCCACCAGCUGGUGUACGAUCCUCGCGACAUUGCUUUCAGAUGUUUAUCACGCAGUGCAUAUACGAAGACCUCGAUACGGAACAUCACUUCCCUGGCCCUGUACCACUGUAAACUCCCGUCGUUCUCGGCUCUGCUUCGCGUACUGGGGGAUAUCACCUACCUCGAGGUCGUCAAUCUCCAUCAGGUCAGUUGGCCGGGUGCCCCCCUCAUGGCAAUUAGUACCACGAACAACGUCUGCAGUGGCUCCUUGAUCUCGACUGAGCGGACAUGGCUGAAGUUCAGCUAUGUCCGUUCAGUCGAGAUGCGGGACUGCACGAACAACACCGCAGUACCCACCUGGCUCCUGGCGGCUGCGAGCACACGACACUCCUUUACCCGACGUCGGACUGCAGGGCCGGCAGUCCCUGCAGAAACAUGGACCACCAUCAAGUUCAUUGAAACGUUUAUGGGUGAUGACGAUAUCGGCCAUUCACAGUUCUAG